AUGGCUUACGCUCAGCUUCUCACCCAAGUCAAGAGCUGGCUUCGGAUCCACAACCUCCUGGCCCGACAGUGCUUGGCAGAAUUCCUGGGCGUGUUUGUGCUCAUGCUCAUCACACAGGGGGCUGUGGCUCAGGCCGUCACCAGUGAAGACACCAAAGGCAACUUCUUCACCAUGUUUCUGGCUGGUGCCCUGGCUGUGGUGGUAGCCAUCUACGUGGGUGGCAAUGUUUCAGGCGCGCACCUGAAUCCAGCCUUCUCCCUGGCCAUGUGCCUCCUGGGGCGCAUGCCUUGGGCCAAGCUCCCCAUUUACUGCGUUGUGCAGCUGCUGUCAGCUUUCUGCGCCUCCGGAGCCACGUACGUGCUCUACUAUGAUGCCCUACAGAACUAUACCGGUGGCAACCUGACAGUCACCGGCCCCAAGGAGACAGCCUCCAUUUUUGCCACCUACCCAGCCCCGUACCUGUCCAUUAACAAUGGCUUCCUGGACCAGGUCAUAGGCACCUGGAUGCUGAUCGUGGGCAUCUUGGCCAUCCUGGACACACGGAACAAGGGGGUGCCUGCAGGUCUGGAGCCUGUGGUCGUGGGGCUGCUGAUCCUGGCCAUCGGGCUCUCCAUGGGGGUCAACUGUGGGUUCCCGCUGAACCCAGCCCGGGACCUGGGUCCUCGGCUCUUCACCUACGUGGCUGGCUGGGGCCCUGAGGUCUUCAGUGCUGGUAACGGCUGGUGGUGGGUGCCUGUGGUAGCCCCCCUGGUGGGGGCCACGCUUGGCACAGCCACGUACCAGCUGCUGGUGGCUGCACACCACCCCGAGGACUUGGCGCCAAAUCCGGAUGUCGAAUUUGUGGACCGCAAAAGCUCAGGCUUAUAG
Messenger RNA from Sorex fumeus (smoky shrew), 867 nucleotides. It is a transcript of the gene AQP10, whose product is annotated as aquaporin 10. NCBI's taxonomy places the organism in Eukaryota, Metazoa, Chordata, Mammalia, Eulipotyphla, Soricidae. The transcript is spliced from 6 exons. Gene Ontology annotation, biological process: glycerol transmembrane transport; water transport. The record is from RefSeq and is a predicted model, not a curated record. Gene Ontology annotation, cellular component: basolateral plasma membrane; plasma membrane. Bases 1 to 867 code for a protein of 288 amino acids. Gene Ontology annotation, molecular function: water channel activity; urea transmembrane transporter activity; glycerol channel activity.